This is a messenger RNA of Penicillium roqueforti, 1278 nucleotides long. RefSeq lists its product as uncharacterized. NCBI's taxonomy places the organism in Eukaryota, Fungi, Ascomycota, Eurotiomycetes, Eurotiales, Aspergillaceae. The transcript is spliced from 4 exons. The coding region runs from base 1 to 1278 and encodes 425 amino acids. Gene Ontology annotation, molecular function: S-adenosylmethionine-dependent methyltransferase activity. The record is from RefSeq and is a predicted model, not a curated record.
AUGCUGCGUGAAGCAUUUUUUAUAUUCAUAUGCGUGGCAUGGGCGGGAUUUGCUAUUCAUCUCUCGCCGUGGUUGAAGGGCAUCUCCCACGGAGUUGAAGCUUACAAUGCUACUGCAUUUAAUUACCCAGUGCCAUUGUCUACACAUGAUGAAGAGCACACGCGUCUACUGCAGAAUCUUCAGCGAUCUAGUGGGAAAUGGGACUCUACCCACCCUCGACAUCGGUUGUUAACUGCCCUACAUGGAUAUACCCGCUACAAAGACAAAAACCUGGCGGAGGUGACUCGAUGGAGGAAUCUUUACAAAAAUGUCCCAAAGCAGCAGAGAAUAUUGCUCGAAUCAACCAUCCACUACACGCGUAAACUCAACACAAUGGAACAUCUUCUUGAGACAAACAACGAACUCGCCAGAUCUAUUGUUGACCACGGCCUUUGGUUCUACAAUAUCAGUCAAUCCGAGCUGGACGAAUUCGUCGAAGAAAGCGAGAGUCAGCAGCGGUCCGCUGAUAAGACUAGCGUCUCCCAGGGAAUGAAGCAUUUUGUGCGUGACUGGGCAGAUGAGGGCCAAGAAGAACGUCAACAAUCCUUUGGGUGUAUCUUGAAAUCGCUCGCCCAGACACCACGGGCGAACGAAAGACCCUUGCGAGUGCUGUUGCCUGGGGCGGGAUUGGGAAGACUGGCGCAUGAGGUUGACAAUCUUGGAGGCUUUGAGGUCACCAUGAAUGAAUGGUCAACAUACAUGAAUCUGGCAUACCGUUAUGUGUCCAGUCGCUCAGCCCCUAACAGUGAAUCAUUCCACCCAUAUAUCGACUGGUGGUCUCAUCACACGACGACCGAUGAUCUCCAGCGCUCCGUUACAUUUCCAAACCAAGUUAUUCGCCCAUCAUCUGUCUUGCUCAUAGAGGGAGAUUUCACUACGGUAUUCGAAGAACACACAGGCCAAUACGACAUAAUCGUGACCUUGUUUUUUAUUGAUACCGCACGGAACCUAGUAUCUUACCUUGAGACCAUCCACAGACUUCUUCGUCCUGGUGGCCGUUGGGUGAACCUAGGUCCUUUACUGUAUGGUACCGCUCCAUUUGUACAGUUAUCACUAGACGAGAUUGUGGCCGUGAGUGAGGGCGUGGGAUUCGAGUUUCAGGAAACAGAUCCCACAAUUGGAAAUACCACGUUGCCUGACUUGCGAGUGCGAGGCUUGGAGGUGGCAUAUGGUCGAAAUGAGCGCGGGUUGAAUAAAAAUGCAUAUCAGGCGCAGUAUUGGGAGGCUGUUAAGCUCUAG